AAAUCCGUGAUUUUGAUAAUGAUUUGGUUUGGUGUUGAUUUUCAUAAUUUUAUUUCGUUUUCGUACAAUGGCAAUGUUUAAUGUGGACUAGUCAAGUGACCCAACUUUGUUCUUAUUUUUGAUGCGAUAUUUUUCUCACUGUCCUUUUGUGUGUUUUUGACUCGGUCGGUGCUAAAACUAGUACUCUUCAAUAUUAUUUUGACUUUUUCACUUCAUCACAACAAUGGUUGAGGCUAGUAAAUAUUGGUUUGAAAAGGCCUGUAGUGAUAGUAAGUGCCACGAACUAAUCCACCCAUGGACCUACAAAUGCGGGGAUGCUACAGUAACGAUGUUAUUAAGUAACAUAAAGGGAAGCUAUAAGUUUUAUGCCAUGGUCUACCUUAUUCAAAUAUUGAUGAGAGGGAAGAAACUCAGCAAGGAAGACAUGAUACAGCAAUUCAAACUGUACAUAAAGUCGGGGAUAUUUGGACUGACGGUGGGCAGCGCAUUUGUCACCCUCAACUGUAUAUUCAGGAAGCUAUUCUUCAGCAAGUUCACGUAUUACAACACGGUGCUGCUGCCGUGCACCAUCAGCGGGCUGGCCGUGUACUUCGAGCCGCCGCACCGGAGGAUACUCGUUGUCAACCUGUUUGUUAAUUUGGUAUUCGAAUACUGGCUCCGCACGCUCGAGAUGAAGGGCUGGUUGCGGCGCUCGGCCGGGCGGGAGACGCUCCUCUUCAUGCUCGGCAGCGCCAGCUUCUUCUACCUCAUGCGGAAGGAGAAGGAGAACCCCAAGCGGACGCCGAUAUUCUGGUUCUUCUCUCCGCCCCGUGUCUGCAAAGAAGUCGGCGAGCCAGUGCAAGGCUUCGAGGGGCGCAGCGCCGCCUGCCCGCACUCCGGGCCUUGCGCGCAGUACAUCUUGAAGGGAGCAGGCAAGCUGUUUGGAGUGGGCGUGGUGAUGACGACAUUACGUACUAUCCUGCCGCGUAUUCUGACGCCGGUCAAGGCAAUGAAGGCGAUGCGCCUGUCGCACUUGAAGCUGGGACUGUUCUUCGGAGGGUACAUCGGGAUUUAUAGGCUAGUAGUAUGCCUACUUUGCCGUGCGCACGGCAAAGACAGUGCACUAUACGCGCUGCCGGCGGGCUUCCUGGCCGGCACUGCUUUCCGGUUCUCUCCCUCUACGCCCAUUGCACUGGCGCCCUUCACUUCCACGCUGCAGAUCCUCUUCAGCUGGCUGUACGCCCGAGGAGUGAUCCCCCCUCGCCUGCCUCUAGUGGAGCUGCUGUACUGCGCGUGCCAGGGGCUGCUGUUCCACGCGCGCGUCAUGCACGAGGACGCGUGCCCCAAGUACAUCGUCAACCUGAUGCACACCGUCACGCAGGCCAAAGCUGACGAAGUCCAAGCAGCUUUCAUCCAAAAGGUGCUGCGAUGCGUCUGAGCGGGUGUCAACUAGAUAAGUGCAAUAAUUAAUAGUAGUUUUCUUAAAAUAAUGAUUAUUAUCUGCAGUGGUAAUCGUAAGUGACUUCCUUAUUUAAGUGCAAAUCUGUGAUUAUUAUUUUAGCAUAUCAUUAUCAUGGUACAGGGUUUUGUUGGAAGAUACCUAUAUGUUUAAAAAGGGGAUAAGUUAUAUUUCAGUUAAUAUCUUCACCAAUUAUUUUUUGAACAAUUUAAUUAUUUAUUUAGUGCAGGUUUUUAAAAUUAAUAAAAUGCGAUAUCCGUUACGAAUAGUUAAGAACAGAUAAGUUAUGGUAUAGGCAAUGGGUAGAUUAGAUUACAGUGUUGCUCCAAUAUUUUUGUAAACACCGCCUUAUAACAUAGCAUCAU
Molecule: messenger RNA, 1803 nt
Organism: Plutella xylostella (diamondback moth)
Lineage: Eukaryota; Metazoa; Arthropoda; Insecta; Lepidoptera; Plutellidae
Product: transmembrane protein 135
Source: RefSeq, a predicted model, not a curated record